This is a messenger RNA of Gavia stellata (red-throated loon), 2064 nucleotides long. RefSeq names its product IQ motif containing E (gene IQCE). The transcript has 22 exons. Lineage: Eukaryota; Metazoa; Chordata; Aves; Gaviiformes; Gaviidae. Bases 1 to 2064 code for a protein of 687 amino acids. The record is from RefSeq and is a predicted model, not a curated record. Gene Ontology annotation, molecular function: protein binding.
AUGGCUCGGGGGGCCGGCGAGGCGGCCGUGGAGGGGGAGCUGGGAGAUGACAGCCUGUCUGUGAUAACCUGUGAAUCAGAUACAGAAACGAAGUUAAAGAAGAAAAUUUUUCACAAGCCUCCAAAGUCACCAAAGUCUCCAUACAGUUCUAGCACACAACUGUAUCCUAAAAAAGCUGCAGUUUGGCAAUCCCUGCAGGGAACAGGCAGUGCACGUCUCGAGAGUGCAGCUGUAGAAAACUCAAGGCAAAUGUGCCUGGGAUCACUGAAACAAGGAAUGAGCCAUCCUCUGAAAUCAGAUGUUGACAUGAGGCAUAUGCGAACUAACAUUUCUAGUAGCACUCCAGAAUACUUGAAGGAAGCUCUAGGAAUGAAGAAGCCAAAACAUUCUCGUUCUUCUAGUAAUGGCUACGUUCCUGGAACUCCUGACUACAAAGAAAAAGAAGAUAUGUAUGAUGAAAUUAUAGAACUGAAAAAGACAAUACAAGCUCAGAAAAAUGAGGGAGAUCGAAUGAAAACUAAGCUCCGUCGACUAGAAGAAGAGAACAAUAGAAAGGAUAAACAGAUUGAACAACUGUUGGAUCCUUCCAGGGGCUCGAAGCUGGCACGAGCUUUGUCAGAAAAGAAGACUGAUAAUGGAUGGAUGGUUAGUGGAUUAAAGCAGAAGAUUCUCAAGCUAGAACAACAGUGCAAGGAGAAAGACAACACUAUUAACAAAUUCCAGGCAGACAUGAAGACCACUAAUUUGGAAGAAAUGAGGAUAGCUAUGGAAACCUGCUAUGAAGAGGUUCAUCGUCUCCAACUCCUCCUGGCAAAAUCUGAGACUAUGAGGAAAAAUACAGAGGGCAGAGAUACCCAAAAACGACUAAAGGCACUGAAUGCUGCUGUCCUGAGAUUAUCCAGGAACAUCAAGGAAUUACAGAAUGAGAAUCGGAGGCUGAAAGAAGACCUAGAUCAUGUACUGAGCAGUUCUCCUCCUUCCAAUAAAACAAAAAAUUAUAGUGAGUGGAGCAGACAGAGGCUGGUGAGGCGGAUUUCGGAACUAGAAAAAAAAGUAUGUGCCAUGGAGAACACCAGGGUGUCAUCAGCAGAUAGCGAGUCAUCACAGUUACUUGCUGUGUCAACUCCGCCUUCUGUAGACCUGGAUCAUCCAGCCUCUCAACAGGUAGAUCACGUUGAGGAAUGUCAUCGCCUCCAGGGGCUAGUGAAGAAACUAAAGAGUGAUAGGAAGGCACUUCAAAAUCUCCUACUCAGUAAAGAAUUAGAUAUCAAACAGUUACUGCAGGCUAAGGCUGAAGUGGAGCUGGAGCUGCAUAAGUGGCAGAAUAAAAUGGAAGAAAAAAGUACAGAAGAGCAGACUUUAAGUGAGGAAAUCCAGAACCUGACACAGAAAGUAGGGAAAUUGGAGUCAAAAUUGGAGGAAGACAAGAGACAAAUGGCAGAAGAUACAAUGGAAAAGCUUAAUAAGCCUUCACCAGUCUGCACGGUUAAAGGCAAAGAAGAUCACAGGAAAGAACAAGCAGCCAAAACCAUCCAGAGACACUGGAAGAUGUACCAAAGCAAGAAAGAAGAAAUUGCUCUGGAUGAGGCAGUUGUUACGCUUCAGGCAGCUUUCAGAGGACAUUUAGCUCAACAGAAACUGUUACUGAAUAACAAGAUGCAUGAUGCAAAAUCUCACAACAAGAACUCCUGCAUGUCUUCCAUGUCAAACUCCUUGAGCUUGUCUUCUGGUUGCAAGGAGAAAGAUGAGAUUGUGACAUUCAUCCAGUCCAUUUUCAGGGCUCACUUAGCGCGUACAGCACUGCUUGAGGAGAGGCCCUUUGUGUCCAGUGCACCAAGUGAGAAAGGAGAUUCUGCAGUUUACAUUACAGAAAAGAAACCAGUCUCAGCAGCACUCCAGAGACUUCCUUCAAUCCUCAUGUCAUCUCUUCCUGACAGGUCCUCUGAGAAGCAAUCACAGCCUACUCCCUCUCUGUCCGUGGAUGAAGCUCACUCAGACGAUUCAGAUGAUAUUGUCAUUGUCUCUCCGUUGUUGCAGAUGAAGAAAAACCACAACCACUUCUAA